AUGGUAGAGCCAACCGGCUCAGCGUCAUUAGGGGCAGCGUCCAGAGCUCUCUUCGUGGAGAAAGUACGCGCAUCCAAUGCAGCAUGUCAGGCUGGUGAUUUUUCCACGGCCGUUGCAUUAUACACUGAUGCGUUGACUCUAGAUCCAGCGAACCACAUCCUGUAUAGCAACAGGUCCGCGGCCCGACUAAAGCAAGGCCAGUUCGCAGCGGCCCUGCAAGAUGCGACCAGGGCGCGGGAACUCUGUCCCAACUGGCCGAAAGCGUACUACAGACAAGGCGUGGCCCUCCAAUGUCUGGGUCGGCAUGGCGAGGCCCUGGCGGCCUUCAGUUCCGGCCUGGGCGUCGAACCCACCUCCCGGCAGCUACUCGCCGCACUGGUGGAGGCCUCACUCAAGUCGCCUUUACGCGUCACCCUCGAGCCCACGUUCAGGCAACUGGAGGCCAUGAAACUGGACCAGUCUCCCUUUGUCCUGAUAUCGGUUGUAGGACAAGAGUUGCUGGCGGCCGGGCAAUAUCAAGCCGCCGUGACAGUGCUAGAAGCGGCGUUGCGGAUCGGGUCUUGCUCUCUGAAAUUAAGGGGUUCGGUGUUCAGCGCGCUAUCCUCCGCUCACUGGGCGCUAAGCCAGCUGGACGCGGCCAUCAACUACAUGCAGCAGGACCUGGCGGUGGCAAAGUCCCUCGGGGAUACGGCGGGCGAGUGCCGCGCGCACGGGAACCUCGGCGCCGCCUACUUCAGCCAGGGUUCCUACAAGGACGCCCUGACGGCGCACCGCUACCAGCUGGUGCUUGCCAUGAAAUGCAAGGACACCCAAGCCGCGGCCGCCGCGCUAACCUCGCUGGGGCACGUAUACACUGCAAUAGGGGACUACCCCAACGCCUUAGCCAGCCACAAGCAAUGCGUGCAGCUAGUCAAACAGAUGGGCGACCGUCUCCAAGAAGCGCGGGAAAUCGGCAACGUGGGCGCAGUGUACCUGGCGAUGGGAGAAUUCGAUUCGGCGGUCGACUGUCACACGCAGCACCUGCGGCUGGCGAGGAGGCUCGGCGAUCAGGUGGAGGAAGCGAGGGCGUACUCAAAUCUCGGCUCGUCGUAUCACUACCGACGCAACUUCUCCCAAGCGAUCGCGUAUCACGAGAACGUCCUGCGGAUCGCACAGAACCUAGGCGACAGAGCCAUCGAGGCGCGAGCCUAUGCUGGCUUAGGGCAUGCGGCAAGAUGCGCUGGCGACUACGCGCAGGCUAAGAAAUGGCACGAAAGACAACUAGACGUCGCUUUGGCGGCCAGAGACAAGGUGGGCGAAGGGAGGGCUUGUUCAAACUUAGGCAUCGUUUAUCAACUUCUUGGCGAGCACGACGCUGCGCUGAAACUGCAUCAGGCACAUUUAUCAAUCGCCCGACAGCUGCAGGACAAAGCAGGGAUGGGCCGGGCUUACGGGAACAUUGGCAAUGCGUAUUCGGCGGCCGGGUUCUACGAGCAGGCGAUCAAGUACCACAAGCAGGAGCUGACCAUAUCGAAGGAAGUCCAUGACAGAAGCUCUGAGGCCUCCACGCACGGGAACCUGGCCGUCGCAUACCAGGCCCUGGGCGCCCAUGAUAUGGCACUCUUCCACUAUCGGGCACAUCUAGGCAUUGCACGUGAAUUGAAAGACGCCGCUGGCGAGGCGUGCGCUCUCCUGAAUCUCGGCAACUGCUUAUCCUCCCGGGGGGAGUUUGCGCAAGCGGUGCCCUAUUAUGAGCAGCAUCUCAUGCUGUCGCAAGAGCUCGGUGACGUCACUGCUGAGGCGAAAGCCUGCCACUUCCUGGGAUACGCGCAUUACUGCUUGGGGAAUUACAGGGAGGCUGUCAGAUACUACGACCAGGACCUGUCGUUGGCAAAGGACCUGCAAGACAAGAUGAACAUGGGAAGAGCGUACUGCAACUUGGGGCUAGCGCACCUGGCGCUUGGAAACUUGGAGACGGCGCUGGAAUGCCAGAAGUACUUUUUGGCGAUAGCGCACAUGACCCAGCAUCUCCAGGGCAAGUUCAGGGCGCUGGGCAACAUUGGGGACGUGUUAAUCAAGAUGGGCGAUGUAGAAGAAGCGGUUAAGAUGUAUCAACGACAACUAAGGUUCGCUAGGGAGGCCCGCGAUCGUUCGCUGGAAGCGGCGGCAUGUGGUGCUUUAGGACUUGCACGUCGUUUGCAGAGAAGGCUAGAUGCUGCCCUAGGGCAUCACACGCAGGAGCUGACACUCAGACAAGAGGCGGGCGACGCAGCAGGGGAGGCGCGGGCGCAUUCGCACCUCGGUGCAGUCCACAUGGCCCUCGGGCAUUAUUCGCAUGCCGCGCGCUGUUAUAGGGAACAGCUAGAAAGGGCACAAGAGUUACAGGACUGUGCCCUGGAGGCGCAAGCGUAUGGCAACCUCGGCAUUGCUAAGCUGAACAUGGGGCAUUACGAAGACGCAAUAGGAUAUCUAGAACAGCAACUCGCGAUCCUCGAGCGGGUGAACACCCCCACGUGCCAGCUGGACAAAGCGCGCGCCCUGGGCUCGCUUGGCGACUGCUACGACGCCCUUGGCGACCCCGAUGAGGCCAUCAAAUGCCAUGAGCAACAUCUCGCCGCCGCUCUCAAACUGGACAAUGCGCGAGAGCAAGAAAGGGCUUACCGCGGUCUCGGUCUCAGCCAUAAGUCAGUGGGCAAUCUACAGCAAGCCCUGGUGUGCCUUGAGAAACGGCUGGUGGUAUCCCACGAGCUGGGCGUACCCGAGGCUAAAGCCCAAGCAUACGGGGAGCUGGGGGCCCUGCACAUCGCCCUCAAUAAUUUGGAACAAGCAGUGUCCUGCUUGGAACAUCAGAAGAAUAUUGCUAAAGAGCUGAACAACCAAAUAAUGGAAGCGGAGGCGUGGCACUCGCUGGGCGUGGCACAGCAGGCGCGCGGGGAGCACGCGGCAGCCGUCAAGCAUCACCGCGCCGAGUUGGAGAUCGCUCACCGCCUCGGCCUCACGCAUCUUCAGGCGCGAGCUUGCGGUGGCCUGGGAACAGCGCACGCGUCUAUGGGCGCGCACGCAGAGGCAGCGCGCUGGCACGAGUCCCGCCUGCGUCAUGCCACCGCUGCUGGAGAUACUAGAGGCCGUGCAAACGCUUUAGCCGACUUAGGUAGAUCGCAUUUGGCUAUGGGUGCUUGUGGCAGCGCGGUAUCCUACCUCAGGCAGGCCUUGGCAGCCACCGAGGGGCUUUCUGAUGCAGAUGAGGAGGCUAAAGUACGCCAUCGGCUCGGGUUCGCGCUGUGGGCUUCUGGGGAGCUGGACGAGGCCAAGGAGCAACUCCAAGCAGCCCUCACCGUCCUGGAGUCAGGCAACGACAAACACCGCGACAGGAAGGCCGCAGCCCUGUAUACCUCCACGCAACACGCCUUGCAGCGGGUGCUCGUUGAGUUGGGUCGUCACCCCGAAGCAUUAGUAGUGGCAGAGAGAGGCCGCUGCCGCUCCCUCGACAUCAUCACAGAGAAGCAGCCAGGCACCCUGAACCAAGCCAAUCUUGAACUGCACACAGCUCAGAGAAACCUAGCCGAGGACGCAAACAAAGACAGGAACGAGCUAUGGAGUCCAACCAAUGUGGAGCAAAUUCUAGAAGUAGUGAACAAGCAAAAAGCGCCCGUGUUGUAUUACAGCUUAGCGGCAGGAAAACUGUACGCUUGGCUUUUGCAGCCUCAUAAAGGUAUUCUGCGAUUCCAUCAAGUAUCUCUAUUGGACCAAAAUGAGGACAGCGACAAUAGUCUUCCAGAUAUCAGUCCUGACGACCUGCAACCGAGUGGUGGCUCUUUGGGCAAACUGGAACGUUACAUCGGCGAGUGGUCGGCGUGGCUUAAGACCGCGGAGAGACGAAACGAGGAAGACCAAUGGGAGCCGGAUGAAAGGCCCAACGCGGGCCUGGCGAGAAUGGUGACACGCAAUCAUCUACUGAACUCGUCUAAUUACUCACUCAGCUCACUGUUUAGCGUGGGCUCGGUGGGUGGCUCAGUAGCAGGCUCGGUAGCCAGUUUACAAGGGUCUACUAGGUCAAGUGCACAUGGUGCCCGUAAGAAGCAGCAGGCGUGGCAAGGCCCGCCUUGCCUCAACAUGCUCUACCAGAUGCUUAUCGCGCCCUUCGAGGAUCUCCUGCCUGCCUCUUGCAACAACAAUCAUGCGUCGCACGGCCGCCGAGGCUGCGGGGGCAGGCGCGAGCUCGUGGUGGGCGUGGAGGGGGCGCUGUACGCGUGCCCCUGGGGCGCCCUCAGGGCGGCCGGGGACGCAGAGCCCCUCUGCGAGCGGUACGCCCUGCUCGCCGCGCCCGCCCUGCGCCCCCUCCGCCACCCGCGCCCGCGCACGCGCCCCGACAGGGACCACGGUUCGUCAACAACGAACGCUGCGGAGGCAGGAAUGCGGUGCCUGGUUGUGGGCGGCCCACGUGUGGGCGGCUCUCGCUGGGCCAGCGUCCAUGCGCAGCUCAAAGAGGCAGAACUCGUAGCGGAUAUGCUACGUGUUACCCCACUUACCGAUUAUCAAGCAUCGAAAGAAGCAGUACUGGUACAACUGUCGCAAGCGGAAUGCGUACACUUCGCUACUCACGUCUGCUGGAAAACACCUGGAAUAGUCCUAAGCCCCGGUGAAGUUGUCGAUUCCCAGGCGAAACGUUUACUGAACACCAGCGUUGGCAGCGGAGUCGUUGACACCUCAAUAGAAAACGAAGAGGAAAAUUCCGAGAUGCCACCCAGCAACGAGGAACUGCCACCCACUGCAGAGUUCAUGUUGACUGCAUCCGAAAUCAUGAAUAUGAAAAUCACCGCGAGAUUGGUGGUGAUAUCUUGCGCGCCGUCGAGCGCGGCGCUCACCGAGACGGCGGAGGGGGAGGCGGCGGUGGCGGCGGCGGGAGGGGGGGUGUCGCGGCUCUGCAGGGCUCUGCUGGCGGCCGGAGCCCACGCGGUGCUGCUGGCCCUAUGGCCGGCGCCCCAAGACACGGCCACCAAGAUACUGUACCGCGCGCUAUACUCCGCCCUACUGCAAGGCAGCCGCGUCGCCAAGGCGCUGGGCGACGCGAUGCAGACGGUGCGCCACACGAAGCACUUCGCACACCCGGCCCACUGGGCGGGGCUGGCGCUGCUCGGCGCCAACGUGCGCCUCAGCAACAAGGUGGCGCUCAUGGGGCAGGCGCUCUGCGAGCUGCUCGCCGCGCCCGACAAGUGCCGGGACGCACUUCGAGUCUGCCUGCACUUGGUAGAGAAAUCUCUACAAAGGAUAGUGAGGGGGCAGAAAAACGCUAUGUACACGACACAGAAGAGCAUCGAGAAUAAAGCCGGACCUGCCACUGGUUGGAGGGAACUUUUGAUGAGCGUCGGUUUCAGGUUCGAACCAGCGGCAAAUGGAAUACCGUCAAGUGUUUUCUUCCCUCAGAGCGACCCUGAAGAACGAUUGACUCAGUGCUCAGCCAGUUUACAAGCCCUAUUAGGGCUGACACCAACAACUCUCCAAGCGUUGUCCAAACUCAUAUCCAACGGUGACGUGGCGGAUGAAAUCAUCGGAGUCAUCCGCUCGGUCAUUUCCCAAUUCUCCGUCAAAAAUUCUGAGGGCGACACCAUCGAGGUUGCCGUGAACGUCAGACUUUGGCGGGUAAACGGUUGCCAUGAACUGCUGGCGUCGUUGGGCUUCGAUCUUGCAGAAGUGGGACAGGAUGAGGUCACCCUUCGUACCGGCAAGACCGCCAACAGACGUCACAUACAGUUCGUCUUGCAAGCACUACUCGCACUGUUUGACACUCAAGAAGCUCCUCGAAGUCUAAGUUUGGAGUCGAGCUCGAGCGUCGAGUCAUUGGCCUCUAUCGACGAUGGCGAUUUGGAGCCCCACUCCGACGGAGAACCACCGCCGCGACAACAUCGCCAAGAGAGCGUGUCGUCGGUACCGCCUCCGCCGUUGCCUUUGGGAUCUUGCGGCGGCGCCUUCACCAUGUACGUGCGUGGCACCACGUCCAAUACAGAGGUCGGUCGCGGCGAACCGGAUGGUAGAACCGCUCCACCGCCGGCCCCUCCCCCGCCCCGAUAUCGAGGAGAGAGUGACGCAGCAUUCACCCCCUCGCCCCCCGCCGCCCCACCCUCCACCUCGACCGCACCUCCGAGGGACGUGUCGCUCGCAUUGGCACAUCAAACCAAGAUCAGGACGCUUUACACUAGACGGCCGCCGUCUACUGACGAUUCCGACUGGGAGAGCUCCGGCCACGACACCGUACUACGUAGACGCCCCGAACACUCGCAUACGAGGUAUCUUGACGCCUUCUACGACCUAGCGUCAGCGCAGCCCAGGCGAACCGAAGAAGAGAAGGUGGACCAGUCUAUUAACCAACCAUCGACUUCGAAGAGAGUCUCCCGACCGAAGAUGGGCGCGAGCAGCAGAGACUCCAUGGCACAAGUUCGACACAUGAGCGGGGAGCUAACUCCGACGAUUUCGGAAGUAUAUCAUGAGAGGAACAUCGGCUUAGGCCUUGCUCCGCCAUUGGCCGAACUGUUGUUGGCCGAGGAAUCCAAGACUGAAAUGAGGGCGGCCAGCUCUAGUGAAAAUCUACUGUUGCAGAAUUUGGAGAAACUUGGCCUUUUGGGUGACACGAGCGAAAACGAAGAACGGUGGUGCAGCAAUACCACAUCGAGGCCUUGGCUCUCCGCUCCCCCCUUAGAAACUGAUGUUCAGGGAUCGGAUCUGACCACGGCGGAAAUAAUCGAGCGUCAGGCGAAAUUUAAAAAAGACGUGGAACCCAAACGGAAGGAGGAGAACGCAUACGAGUUGAAGCUGAAAGAAGAGACACCUGGGCCGAGUGGAAUAGAGAAAAGAUCGGUGUCCCCGUUCUCGGAACUCUCGCGUAGAGAUGAGGGGGACGGCAGAAGUAUUGCCGACUCACAUUCUUCGUACAAGGCGCUCGUCCUGAACCCCCGUGCCCCGUUUCUACCCGAGGAAGGUGAGAGUGGAAUAACCGCGGCCAACGAGGGAGGAAAAACCCACCCCAGGGCUCGGAGGCCACCAGUUCCGCGUACCAGACCAGCUUACACCACCCUCGACUUUCCACCGAACAAA
Iphiclides podalirius (scarce swallowtail) is the source of this 7068-nucleotide messenger RNA. NCBI's taxonomy places the organism in Eukaryota, Metazoa, Arthropoda, Insecta, Lepidoptera, Papilionidae. The record is from the annotation of a GenBank genome assembly.